Messenger RNA from Acanthoscelides obtectus, 882 nucleotides. The record is from the annotation of a GenBank genome assembly. NCBI's taxonomy places the organism in Eukaryota, Metazoa, Arthropoda, Insecta, Coleoptera, Chrysomelidae.
AUGUUAAAUGAAAAAGAGGAAGAGGGCGAUAGACCCUAUAUCAGGCAGUUGGGGGACGCUGGUCGGCUUUUGGCAGAUUUGUUUCACCAAGAAACUGUUUCACGUAGAGAGCUUGCCGUCCUCAAUAUCAAUAAGGAUUUGAGAGAUAUUUUAUUAGAUUCCCCAGUUGAUGACUGGUUAUUUGGAAGAGACCUUGAAGAUAAAGUUAAGCAGUCUAAGUCUUUGGUUCAAAUAAAGCCUCCCUCGAUCAUCGCAACGAGGUCUACGCAUGGGAGGGAGGCCGUUUCAACAGCAUUACCGGACCAGUUAUGGAGGAAAACAGCAGUUCCGAAGAGUUCAAGAAAGGAAGCCAGUACGGCUGGACCAACAAGGGCAGAGAGGGAGAUAUCGCCGAUGAAUACUGAGGUUGGUGAAACAGCUGGCAGAUUAAAAUUAUUUUAUGCAAACUGGUACAAAAUAACUUCUGACAAGCAUGUCUUGUCAUGGAUUAAAGGAGUUAGGAUUCCAUUCUUUAAGAAGCCUCGUCAGUCUCACAUACCGAAGGAACCUAAAUGGUCUCCGACAGAACUGUGUGAGAUUGAAAAUAAUAUUAAAAAAUGUUUGUCCACUGGGGCCUUGAAGAAAGUGCGCCCUGUUAAGGAUCAGUUUUUAUCUAAUAUUUUUGUAACUCCUAAACCUGACGGUAGUCAAAGACUUAUUCUCAACCUCAAAUCGUUAAAUGAUUACAUUUCAGUUAGUCAUUUUAAAUUAGAAGAGCAUAAAAUAGUCAAUGCCUGUUUUCCCAUAGACGUUUUCAUCUUACUCGUCAAUGUUCUGCCUUCUACCCUUGCUAGGGCGGCGCUCAUGGAGGGCGUGGCAAUGACACUAUUGACCCCGCCCUAA